This is a messenger RNA of Anneissia japonica, 4482 nucleotides long. Its product is annotated as transducin-like enhancer protein 1. The transcript is spliced from 22 exons. Gene Ontology annotation, cellular component: nucleus; transcription regulator complex. Gene Ontology annotation, molecular function: transcription corepressor activity; protein binding. The record is from RefSeq and is a predicted model, not a curated record. Lineage: Eukaryota; Metazoa; Echinodermata; Crinoidea; Comatulida; Comatulidae. Gene Ontology annotation, biological process: negative regulation of canonical Wnt signaling pathway; regulation of DNA-templated transcription. The coding region runs from base 1039 to 3411 and encodes 790 amino acids.
UGGUAAUUGAAUCAUUGUAUUACAGGAAUGAUAGACAAUUCUAUAUUGACACAUUUCGUCGAUUUUGUGUGAACAUUUCUUUUUCUGUGGCUUGUUUUGUUGAAUAAUACGUAGGCCUAUAUUAUAAGGAGUUUAAACGGUGUUGGAAAUUUAGUCAUAUUGUUUAGUAUUGAUAUUAUUUUGUAAUGGCAUGUUCUAGCACUAUUGUAAACCGUUGUUUGUUUGCUUUUCUAGUUGCAAUGUGCAAACUAUGCACAACUAGCAGAAAUGUAAUCUGUCCAGAAGAAACAUAUAAUUUUCAAUAGCAUUUUGGGAUUGUACAUCUGCAUACUGCAAACUUGUUAGCGUACUGGGUUAUGAAUUAUUUAUGACACUAUAGCUAAUAUGCUACACGAUUUUUUGCUAUACAUAUUUUGGAUUUAAUACGUUUUCUCUUCAAAUUCAUCCUUUCGACACCUUUGUGGGCUGUCUCUCAAUCGAAGCACCGACAUGGGCGUGUUACGAAGUCACUGCAGAAACGCGAUAUGGUGAAGAAAUGUGGGUGUUACCUAUCUUCUGAUUGGCCAAUCGGGGUAGAUUUGGACAUAAAUUAAGAGCACGUGGGGUGAGCUAGCUUUUCCAGGUUUUGAUUGGUUUCAUGAUACGGCCAAUCAAUUACUUUCCAUAUUUGGAAUGUACUAUUGGUCCUUCUUUGUUCAACCGCGUGUAUCACCAGUCUUGUGUGUGGUAUUUUUUGCGAGGCCGCUCCGUUGACUGAAAUUACAUAUUCAAAAACGUAAAAAAGUGCAUAAUUCUGCGGUAUAGUCUACGGAUUUAGCUUACUUCGUCAAGAUUUUACUGUAUUCAUCUAUUCUGCCUUGGAUUUACAUUAAUAAUUGCUUUGUAUAUGCAUGGUUAGGAUACAUUUCGGAGGAAUACAUAUUUGAUUGAGUCGGUGGUCGAACGUUCACCGCUUGACGAGUGGACCCAUUUCGACAUUGUUUGUAUUUGGAAAUAUUAGAGACUCGGAUUUGUACAACAGGGGAUAACUAAUGCAACAUGUACUCUCAACCACGCCACCAGACUCCGCAUCAGGCCGGACAACCGUUUAAAUUCACGGUUCCGGAGUCAUGUGAUCGUAUCAAAGAAGAAUUUAGCUUUCUUCAGGCACAGUAUCACAGUUUAAAAAUGGAAUGUGAAAAAUUAGCACAAGAGAAGACUGAAAUGCAACGCCACUAUGUGAUGUAUUAUGAGAUGUCAUAUGGAUUGAAUGUAGAAAUGCAUAAACAGACAGAGAUUGUGAAAAGGUUAAAUGCCAUAUGUGCCCAGAUUAUACCGUUUCUAUCACAAGAUCAUCAACAACAGGUUGCUGCUGCCGUUGAACGAGCUAAACAAGUAACAAUGACCGAACUGAAUGCUAUAAUCGGACAACAAUCUCCAUUUCCUCACUUUUCCUAUGAUAAGAUGCCUAAGUUACCUAUACCAGCUUUCAUGCAAGGAGGACAGCCUAUACCCCAACACCCAUUACCACAUGCCCAUGCUCCCCCUGUGCCUAUGCCUCCCCACCCGGGUGCAAUGCCAGGGACACCAACACUACCACACACACCUGGGGGAUCUGGUCUUCUGGCCUUGUCGAUUAACUCUCAACCACAUAUGCCAAUCAAAGAAGAAAAAGCUGUUGACCGCCAGAAUUCUCUAUCACCAUCUGGAAGAAACUCAACAGAAAAGUACAGAGACCGAGAAAGAGAUAGAGAACGAGAGAGGGAGCGAGAACGUGAACGAGAACGUGAAAGGGAACGGGAACGUGAACGUGAUCGGGAUCGGGAUCGGGAUCGUAAUAGUCACGACAUCAGUGAGAAUCUUAACAACAAAAACAAAAGGAAGAGAGAUGAUAAGGACUCAGUAGAAAGUGAUGGAGAAAAAAGUGAUGAGAAUUUAGUUGUGGAUGUAGCAAAUGAGGAACGAGAAUCACCGAUAGCCAAUGGUGAGAGGCCUUCGCCCAGAGAUAGAUUGGACAGUGAUAAGCACCGCCCUAAGAAGGAGCGUUCUAGCACCCCAAACAGUAUUGCUUCAUCUAGUGCAAGUACACCAACAUCUUCAAAAGCUAAAGAGAAUGACAAACCAAUAUCACCAGUGUCAAAGUCAGUCACUCCUACAAGUAGUGGUGCACCCACCCCAAGUAGCUCCGCCGGUAGCAGUCUCAAGCAAGUCAAAGUUCAACCACUUGCAUUACACACUCCCCCUUCUUCUAUACCAGGGCAUUAUCCGUUCAUGCAUCCUGGAGGUCACGGCAUCAACCCAGAACUACCAGGACAAUAUCCGGUACCCGGCAUGCAACACAACAUUUCCCCAGGCGCCUUGAAUCCCUACAGUCGCACCCCAGUGGGGUUUAAUGGUUUUGAACACCAAUCAAGAAUAUCUGGAAUGGCGGGAAUUCCGGGUGGUAAACCGGCGUAUUCAUUUCAUGUGAGUGCUGAUGGGCAAACGCAGCCUGUCCCCUUUCCACCGGAUGCUCUCAUUGGUUCAAUGAUUCCCCGUCAUGCUCGACAGAUAAACACCCUGAACCACGGGGAGGUGGUGUGUGCCGUGACGAUAAGUAACCCUACAAGGCACGUCUACACAGGCGGAAAGGGUUGUGUAAAGGUGUGGGACAUCAGUCAACCCGGGAACAAGAGUCCAGUUUCACAGUUAGAUUGUCUGAAUCGAGAUAAUUACAUCAGAUCUUGUAAAUUACUACCAGACGGCAGGACGUUACUUGUAGGGGGUGAGGCCAGCACCCUUUCAAUUUGGGAUCUAGCAGCACCAACACCACGUAUAAAAGCAGAACUUACAUCCAGUGCACCUGCGUGCUAUGCUUUGGCCAUAAGCCCAGACUCUAAAGUUUGUUUUAGCUGUUGUAGUGAUGGUAACAUUGCAGUAUGGGAUUUGCAUAACCAAACGCUAGUCAGGCAAUUCCAGGGACACACAGAUGGUGCAAGUUGUAUUGAUAUAUCUCCUGAUGGUACCAAACUGUGGACAGGUGGUUUAGAUAACACCGUCAGGUCAUGGGACCUUAGAGAGGGUCGUCAGUUACAACAGCAUGACUUCACAUCACAAAUUUUCUCCCUUGGUUACUGUCCUACAGGCGACUGGCUUGCUGUUGGAAUGGAAAGUAGUAAUGUUGAGGUGUUACACCAUAGUAAACCGGACAAGUACCAACUUCUCUUACACGAGAGCUGCGUAUUAUCACUGAAGUUUGCACACUGUGGAAAGUGGUUUGUUAGCACAGGCAAGGACAAUCUGCUCAAUGCAUGGAGGACACCCUAUGGGGCUAGCAUAUUCCAGUCCAAAGAAUCAUCGUCAGUGCUCAGCUGUGAUAUAUCUGGUGAUGACAAGUAUAUAGUAACUGGUUCCGGUGACAAGAAAGCAACUCUGUACGAAGUAAUCUAUUGAUGAUUCCGAUAUAAAUCAUCGAUUCUGAUAGUGAUUUUGUCAUUAUAGAGACCCUGCUUACUCAGUUUUUUGAAGAAACAAUGAGUUGGUGAUCAAUGAUCGAUAGAAGCGGGCAAAACCUGAAUCCUUUGAUUAAGGAAAAUAUGUGCAACUGUCUAUGAUUAAAACUUGCCGAAAUGUCAUCUAAAAAACGCGAUUUGCUCUGCUGUAUAAAAUUACCGUGUGUGUUCGUGAAAUCUCCGCAUCUCCCACAGAGAACUUUGAUUUCAUAAAACGUGGACGUCAAUUUCGCUGUUUUAUUAAUUCCUAGUGAUUUUGAUAGUGAAAAACAUUCAAGUUCGGAUGAAAAUGUGAUAUUUAUUUAGAGAAGACGGUACCUUGUAUGAUGAUAAGUAUAUAUAUGAUCGUGCAAAAGUCCAAUGUGGCAGACAGGUAUAGCGCCUUGAGAGUAGCCUGGAAGGUCGUUGGUUCAUUUCAAUGAUGCUGGAGAUAAACCUAGUAAACCAAAGUAUGUCAUUACAGAUGACAAUAUCUCACAGAGUUUUAAUGUUAUGUGUAUUAGGUGUAAUGACUAGUAGUCUGAUCAGCCACUGAAAAUGUAUGUGUAUUAUAUGGUAUUUGGUCACUUUACACACAGAACUUUCUAUUGGUGUAUUGUUAGCAGUGCAAACUGCUGCAAAAAAAACAAUAACAGUAUUUCAUGGGAAAAUGAAGCCUUGUAAAAACCAUUAACAAAAUUUGAAAUGAUGACGACGACAAUAUAUAUAGAUUAACCAGCGGAUUAGCUACAUUUGAACUAUAAACUUUGGUGUUUUGUAAUGCAAGAUACCAACAUUUCCCUAGUAGUCCUUACCUCAUAAAACAAAGAAAUGAUCAUUAUUUAAACAUAAGUGUUAUGGAAGUUAUUGUUAUUGUUUUUGCUUUGUGUGUGUUUUUUGGUAGAGAAGUGCUGUGUUGUGAGAUUGGAGAUGACACUGACAUUGUAAAAAUUACUGUAAAUAAGAUGACUAUGUGUGUUCAGUAAAAAAGGUUGUUAAUAGUUUUCCAUUGUCCUAAUUUGAUUAGUUGUUU